Molecule: messenger RNA, 3156 nt
Organism: Magnolia sinica
Lineage: Eukaryota; Viridiplantae; Streptophyta; Magnoliopsida; Magnoliales; Magnoliaceae
Product: putative disease resistance protein RGA4
Exons: 2
Coding region: 236-3022 (928 amino acids)
Biological process (GO): defense response to other organism
Molecular function (GO): ADP binding
Source: RefSeq, a predicted model, not a curated record
UGAUCAUCAGACCAUCUCAACAUGCGGCCAGAAUGACGCGAAAGAUGAUGGCUAUACCCGAGUUUCCAGAUUGGCAAAAGAAGGUAAGCAAGUCAAGCUCCAUCAUCUGGUUGACCUGAAUCGCCAUGGAGUCUUCUGUAAUCGGUUUUGAGGGCAUUUCCCUAACGUAGCUCCGCCGCUCCAUCCAAGGUGAUUCUCUGCUUUUCAGCUUUCAGCUUCUUCUUUGCUCUAAAUCAUGGCAGAUGGACUGGUUUCUUUGGUCGUGGAGAGUUUGGGUUCCAUGGCCUUUCAAGAGCUGAGGUCGUUAGUGGGUGUUGAGGAAGAUCUUAAAAAGCUCUCUCGUAACUUCGAUUAUCUUCAAGCAGUGCUCACCGACGCAGAGAAGCGGCAAGUGAAGGAUGAAUCGGUAAAAAGAUGGUUAGGAGAUCUCAAAGAUGUGGCAUAUGACAUUGACGACGUUUUAGAGGAGUGGAAGGUGGUGAACGACGGUUGCGAUGACGGCACCAGCUCCCAAGGUAAGAAAGUAUCUUUUCCCUGUUUUUCCAGACCCCGCUUUCAUGUUGAGACCAGUAAUCGGAUAAAAGCGAUUAGUGCAAGAUUAGACGAGAUCAAAGAACGCAAGAAUAGUUUCUCUUUCAGUGAAGUCAGGGAAGAAGGUGGAGUGGUCAAGUUGGAUAUGAGGGAAACGAGUUCAUUCAUAGAUGAAAAUGAGAUUUUUGGUAGGGAUCGAGUUAAGGAGUGGAUUGUCAGCCAGUUGGUAGAGGGCAGCAGUGAUGAGGUGGGCCUCGCAGUCAUUUCUAUCAUUGGUAUGGCAGGAAUUGGAAAAACCGCUGUCGCUCAAUUAGUCUUCAAUGAUGUUAGGGUUAAGAGGCACUUCGAUAAAAUGAUUUGGGUGAGUUUUCCUGGAGAUUUCAAUGUGAUGAGGAUCUAUUUUGAAAUCAUUAAUACAGGGAGACGGAAGCGGCCACGUUCGUCAUCCUUGGAAUAUUUGACAUCAAAUGUCUCUAGUAUGCUAUAUGGUAAGCGGUUUCUGCUCGUGCUGGAUGGCGUACGCAACAGUGAUGAUGCCCAGUGGAGAAGCCUUAUGAUUCUGUUCCGUAGAGCCAAGAAAGAAAGUAGAAUUUUAGUUACCACUCGUAACGAGAAUGUCACGAAAUUCUUCUCCUCAGCCCUGAUGUACGAACUGCAACCGUUGUCUGAGAAUGAUUGUUGGUCGUUGUUCAGCCACAGAGCUUUCUCUGGAGGAAGAAGUGGGGAUGAGCAUGUCAAAUUAGAGGCAUUGGGUAGAGAAAUUGUGAACAAGUGUCAAGGAAUUCCUCUCCUGUUGGACGCAAUAGGAAGUGCCUUGCGCAGAAAAAGGGAUGUACAGGACUGGCAGUCUGUCUUAGAUGAAGCGACGGGGGAUUCAUUGGGUACUGACAAAAUUGCAUCCGUUGUUUUAGAGAGCUUCCAUGAUUUGCCAAAGCAUUUGAAGCAAUGCUUUGCUUUCUGUUCCAUAUUUCCAAAGGAUCAUUUGAUAGAGAAAGACAAGCUAAUCAAGUUGUGGAUGGCCCAAGGUUUCAUUCCCCAAACAGGAAGAGGAGACAUGGAGAGGCUAGGUUGUUCGUAUUUCGAUGAUUUAGUGAGGCGUUCCUUGUUUCAAUACCUAGAGACAGAUGAAGAAGGUGAUCCAAAGUAUUGCAUGAUACAUGACAUGAUCCAUGACCUCUGCCAAUCUAUUAUGACUGAGUGUUUAAUCAUAAAAGACGAAAUGCCGAAGAGUCAGCUUGCAAAGGCUCGCCAUGCCUCAUGGAUUUGCAAUCAGGAUGUAGAAUCCAUUCCUUCCUUCAUAUACGAAGCCGAAAAUUUGCGUACACUCAUACCCAUUGGAUGGCCUAAAAUUCCCAGUUUUUAUCAUUUUAACAGCUUAAAAUGUCUGAGAGCAUUGGAUUUGAGUGGCAGCACAAUAGAAGAGCUCCCGAAUUCUUUGUGGAACUUGAAGCUUUUGCGAUACCUCGACUUGUCUGCCACCUAUAUACGAAAGUUGCCGGAAUUUGUAAGCGGCCUAUGUCUUUUGCAGACCUUAAAGCUUAAUCAUUGCUGUAAGCUUGCAACACUCCCUGGAGGGAUUGUGAAACUGAUCAACUUAAGACAUCUUGAAACUGAAGGAACCUUUUUGGUGUGCUUACCAGAAGGCAUGGGGAGGUUAACAUCCCUUCAAACAUUAAUUAGGUUCAUAACAGGGUAUGAGAGAGGAUGGAAGAUUACAGAAUUGAAAGACCUUAACCUUCUUCAGGGGAAGCUAGAAAUAACAUGCUUAAACAGAGUAGCAAGUAGAGAUGAAGCUAACGAGGCAAAAUUGGAGAAGAAGCAGAACAUCCAGACCUUGAAAUUGUCAUCUGAGGUAGGGAUAUGUCAUGAAACACAUACAGAAAAGGAGGUGGAGCAGGUGGAGGGUGUGUUUGAAGCCCUUCGACCCCAUACAAACCUAAGAGAUCUUACCAUGUCAGAAUACAUUGGUCGCCAAUUCCCAAGUUGGAUGGAAGAUUAUUCAUUGUAUUUCAAUCUUACCAAGAUGCAGUUAUCAUAUUGCAAAUGCAGACAGAUGCCAGCGCUUGGGAAACUGCCGUCCCUUAAAUGGCUUAAGAUAGAGGCCAUGCUUGAAGUUAAACAGGUGGGCAGCGAGUUUUUUGGGAACAGCCAUGAUGGGGUCACUGGAACAUUCCCCAAAUUAGAGAUUCUUAUCUUCCAAAGUAUGAUUAUUUGGGAGGAGUGGGAGUUGAAUGUGGGAGCUGGAUCAUUCCCGUCUCUCUUUCAACUAUGCAUAUUGGAAUGCAUGAAGUUAAAGGCACUGCCAGAACUGCAACACCUCAUUUCGCUUCAGGAACUCAAAAUCGAAUGUUGUCCAAUCCUAAGCCGUCGAUGCCAGAAGGAGGUGGGAGAAGAUUGGAACAAGAUAGCCCACAUCCCCGACAUCACCAUUGAUUGGAGGAAAAUCCAACGAGAGGAAAUCUUUGGAAGUGCAAGAUUGCAAGGCAGAUGAAUCUCAGGACGUUCUUUCCUUUCUUCUAUACGGAUGUUGUAGAUCAACCAAUCAAGGGUCGCUCCAGGGUUCCUUCACUGUUCGAGUUGUCCAUUCCCUUUCUUGGUAGAACCAACUACAUUAUACCCACCAGG